Molecule: messenger RNA, 6240 nt
Organism: Gryllus bimaculatus (two-spotted cricket)
Lineage: Eukaryota; Metazoa; Arthropoda; Insecta; Orthoptera; Gryllidae
Source: the annotation of a GenBank genome assembly
AAUCGGGACAUACUAGAUAGCAGCACUCGUUAUUCAUUCGCGUCAUUCGUAAGACUUCCAUGAAUUCCAUCCUUAAGAAUAAUCUAUUUGCACAUUAUAAUUAUUUACAUCCGUUUGUAAAUAACCAAUAUAAAAAAGUUUUUCAAUAUCGUCCUAUGGUCACUGUGCACAAUGAUAUAGAUUGGCUGUAAUCAAAGCUUGGUUUCCAGUGCGUCCUUGCUGUAACCUUAACCCUGUAACUUUGACAAAUGUCGUUAAGAAGCAAUUACGUUCCCUAUUAAGAUUGUAUUACGUAACCUUAAUAAAAUUGACUGUUUUUUUAUAUAAAAAUGAAAACAUCUGAAAUAACGAUUAGCUUUAAAACAUUUCGGAAGCUGAGCAUUGCUGAUGGAGUUGUGAAAUUCUGAAGGUGGUAUACAACGCCCAAACACACUUUAUACACACCCCUGGGCACCACUGGCUCUGGGCACGCCCUCUGAUCACGUUUGUUCUGGGGGGCGGGACGGGGUGGGGCCGAAUCUCAUUUAUAUAUAAGACAGCUUUGAAUACUUUGCUUCCCGUUAAAAAUAAAACAGAUGUUUCUUUGUCUCUAGUUAGCAACCUAUUAACACUUUCUCUAGGAACACCAUUCAAAAUUUUCGUGCCUUUUCACUUCUUAAAAUAGGUGAGUGUGCAUGUGAAAAGUCUGAAAAGCUGGGCGUAACUAAAGUGAUUACGAACUAUCCUCACCUACACUUUGAUUUUACCCGUAAAAACGACAAGUUCGUUAUAAUUUGUAUUCCAUUUCAAAGUGUAUUACCUCUUGUUCAUCUUGCUGUCUUAAUUUUCGAAUGACAUCGUUCUUUGGACUUUAACCGCUUGCCUGAAAAAGCGGGUUUAUUUGAGGCGCCUACUAGAAUUAUUUCUGUCGGUGAUAUUUAUUGAGUAUGGCCACAUAUUUUCGUCGAGUAAUAAUAGGAACUGUGGCUAUUGGAUCAGGAGUAUAUGUAGUAUCCAGUCUGACUAAUGAUGAAAAGCCAUGGGCUCAAGUACAUGCUGCAUCACAAUGCCGACCCAAAAGGCCAUUGCCAUCCCGAGAUGAACAAAUUGCAUCCCUGCAAAAGGAAAAAUUUGAUAUCUUGAUCAUAGGUGGCGGUGCCACUGGAGCAGGAUGUGCUCUUGACGCAGCCACUCGAGGUUUGAAGACAGCAUUGGUAGAAGCAGAUGAUUUUGCAUCUGGAACCAGCAGUCGAAGCACUAAAUUGAUUCAUGGAGGAGUUCGCUACUUACAAAAAGCCAUAAUGCAAGCAGAUGUAGAACAGUAUCGAAUGGUGAAAGAAGCUCUCAGAGAGAGAGCCAACAUGUUAGAAUCUGCUCCUCAUCUUACACGACCUUUACCAAUAAUGUUGCCAGUAUACACAUGGUGGCAAGUACCUUACUACUGGGUUGGCAUAAAAAUGUAUGAUAUUGUUGCUGGAUCCAAAACUGUUCGCAGUUCCUACCUUCUUUCUAAACGGCGAGCUUUAGAACUUUUUCCUAUGCUUAAAGGAGAAAAACUACGUGGUGCAAUUGUGUAUUAUGAUGGUCAGCAAGAUGAUGCAAGAAUGAACCUUGCAGUUGCCCUGACAGCUACUCGUUAUGGAGCAACAAUUGCUAAUCAUGUACAAGUAUUGUCUCUUCAUCAUAAAACAGAAAAUGGCAAAAGAGUAGUUGCAGGAGCUCGUGUUCGGGAUGAAAUGACAGGAAAAGUAUUUGAUGUGUGCGCAAAAUGUGUUAUCAAUGCCACUGGUCCAUUCACUGAUUCCAUUCGAAAGAUGGAUGAUGUCAAGGUGAAGGAAAUUUGUUCGCCAAGUUCUGGUGUGCAUAUAGUGCUCCCAGGUUAUUAUAGUCCAGAUCAAAUGGGUCUUCUGGAUCCUCAGACAUCUGAUGGGCGAGUCAUCUUCUUCCUUCCAUGGCAAAAACACACUAUUGCUGGCACUACUGACAUGCCUUGUGAGCUGACUCACAAUCCUAAACCCACUGAAGAAGAGAUUCUAUUUAUUUUGGCAGAAAUAAAGCACUAUCUUAAUUGUGAUGUUGAAGUGCGGCGUGGUGAUGUCUUGUCUGCUUGGAGUGGGAUUCGACCAUUAGUAUCAGAUCCAAAUAAGGCUGAUACCCAGUCUCUUGCACGAAAUCAUAUUGUUCAUGUUAGUGACAGCAAAUUGGUUACAAUUGCUGGCGGGAAGUGGACUACUUACCGAGAAAUGGCUGAACAAACUAUUGAUGCUGCAAUUGAAGCAUGUCAACUGAAGCCUGUGCAGAACACUUCACAGACUUGGGGUUUACAAGUUGAAGGUGCCCAUGGAUGGACUCCAACAAUGUACAUUCGCCUUGUUCAAGACUUUGGUCUUGAAUCAGAAGUUGCACAAAAUUUAGCAAAUGCAUAUGGUGACCGUGCUUUCUCUGUUGCGAAAUUAGCUCAGCUAACAGGCAAACGGUGGCCAAUAAUUGGUUGUAAAUUGCAUCCUGAAUAUCCAUACAUUGAUGCAGAAGUACGUUAUGCAUGUCAGAAAGAAUAUGCUCGUACUGCUAUUGAUGUAAUCGCUCGUCGGUUACGACUUGCUUUCUUGAAUUCUGAAGCUGCCCAAGAAGCAUUGCCUGGCAUAGUAGAGAUUAUGGCAGAAGAGCUGAACUGGAAUGAAGAGGAGAAAAAGAAACAAAUUAGUCUUGCUUCGGUCUUUCUUCAAGAAGAGAUGGGCCAUAAAAUGAAUAAAGUGUCACGGGAAAAGCUUCCUAUAAAUUUGAGUGCAGAUGAAGUUCAGACUUACAUCAAACGUUUUCAGAUCAUUGACAAAGAGAAGAAAGGUUAUAUUUCCAUCAAUGACAUUCGUAGAAGCCUUAAGCAUUCUGGUGACGAGGUCUCGGGAGAACAAAUUCAUGAGAUUUUGAAAGAGAUAGACACAAAUAUGAAUGGACAAGUGGAAUUGGAUGAAUAUUUACAGAUGAUGUCUGCAAUUAAAUCUGGUCAUGUAGCAUACUCCAGAUUUGCUCGCAUGGCAGAAAUGGAAGAAGCACAUUAUGAGAAAAUUAAAAAGAAGAUUACUGUUGAACGAAGUGGUGGUGGCUUGUAGACUAUUGCAGUUUUGCCCUUUAUUAAUGGUGGUGUAUGUCAGUGAGCAAAUACUCCAUGGGUUUGAUAUCUCCACUGUCAUUGGUUAAAUGCUAUUUUGUGAUAAUUUAGAAACUUCCUGCAUCCUAUCUUGUUUGUUCUGUUCUCAACAAAAUUGUGUUGAAACUUUCUCAGUAGAUGCGUUACAAAAAAGCGUAGUGCUGGCACUAUUCUAAAAAAUUAUUAUGAUUGUACCAAUAAUGGAGUGUACUAAUUAUUUAAUGAUUGCAAAUGAAUUUCUGUGGGAGAAUUAUUUUUCCAUGAAGAGAGUGCACGAAGCAAUAACUUGUGAUACUUACAUAAGAAAUAAUUUACAUUAAUCUUUUGUAAGCAAUUGUCAGUGCAAGAUGAAUGGAACCGGAUUCCAUUGUAUUAGCAAUUAUUACUUUUGAACUGUGUUGCAAUAAUAUUUUUAUUAAUCUUGCUAUUGUUGAGAUUGGCAAUGUUCCUCCUUUUGAAAUACUUUCUGCAAGUCAGUACUGUAGCAAUUAAUUGUCACAAGUUCAAUAUGCUUACUGUUGAAUCUCUCUUUUAACAAUGUAUUAACUUAUUCCCUUAACCUCAUUUUGAAAAUGCAGGUAUCAAAGGCAGUAAGCUAUAGAUGGAGACUUUUCAUUGUUUCUCACUGACAGUAGUGUCUGAAAUACUUUAGAUUCAUACGAAGUAGAAAUAGCAGUAGCAAAUGUGCUUUUUAUCGUAGAUCUUUUGUGCUUGCUUUUAGAAGCUCCUAAUUAAAAAGUUUUACUUAAACUAACCAUGUAGUAACAAUAGAUCACAUGCUAAAAAAUGUCUGAAUUGUUUGCUUGCAAAGAUUGUGUCAACAAUUUUGACUUUGAUAGCUUACAUGAUCAUCAGCAUCUUGCUCAAACUCUAAACUUCUUUCUGGUGGUCUUGAGCUUGUUCAAUUAUGUAAAUAUUUAAAUAUAAUUUUGCUUUCCCUCUGAUUUGUGUUUGGCUAUAUGUAUGUGCCUUCAAGCCAUUUGUGGUUCUAUCAUGAACCUCUCUUUCACCUGACUUUACUACAAGUGCUUCAUUUGAAACAUGAUGCACCAACAGCAGUACAGAGUAAAACCUUGUUUACUUGGUGCUUUUGGUGCAUGUCACCAAUUUUGAAUGUCAUAAAUCCUGUGUUAAAUGACUAAAAAUCAAAUUUGCACUUCACUGUCUUUGUAUAUCAAAUAUCUCCAUUAGUAGUUUAUUUAUGCACUAUUGGCUUGGAGAAUAUUUUUGAUAAAUUUUAUGUUUGUACUUUUGAAGGAAGUAGGCAGUGAAUCUUCUAAAACACAAUAAAUGCACAGCUGUUAUUUUUAUUUUAUAGUAAUAUCAUUGCCGCAGGUAGAAACUUUGCAGCUUAAUAAAAGACAUGGUAUCCAUGUUAAUAUUUUCAUGCAAGAAACAUGUACUUGAAAUAGAAUGUCAAGUAUGUAUGUACAUUUCAGGCCCUACAGCUCUUACUUGCUGAGCUAACAUGUGUUCAUUGCUCUAUUCUAUUCGUGGCCAAAUGGCAGGUAUUUCAGAGAUAUUUGUGUUUUUUGAAAGUUGUUUGUAAGGCUUCUCAACAAAUACAAUGAGAUUUGUGAAAUCUAUUUGGGUAUGGCUGUGAUCCUCCUUCUAAGAGUACAAUUAAUUAUAAUGAAAUAUAUAAUGUGUGUGUUACAGAAGUUCCCUUUGUAGUAAUGUUUGAUAUCAAGGAAUUUUUGGUCAGAAAGAUUGAACUGGACCUAGACGAAACUAAUAAUUGUACAUGUAAACUAUAAACAGUAAUUCAUAUGAUAAAGGGUACAUUGUUAAAAUGAAGGGUAUUGGAAAAUGGGUAGUACAAGAGAUUUGUCCUUACCAACUGGAACACAGUAGAUUAGGAGAUUUCAGAAAUUAUGUCUAGAAAGUUGAUCUUGUUUUAUCACUUAAUUAAUUUUCAAAGACUGAAGACCCAACACCAAUAAUCAUAAAUUAAAUUAAUUUUUUUAAAGUUUAAAUAAAAGUAUUAUUAUAAAAAGAUCAAAAUAAAGAAAUUCUUUUUAAAACUGUGUGACUUCACAAAUUGAGCACUGGCUUAAAAAAUUGCAGCAGUGGAGUAGGUUAAAUUCUUGAAAUACUCAAAUAUUUAAUAAGUUAUGUAUUGAAGUUUUCAAAGGCAAAGUUGCCUCUUAUUGACCUUGUAGAAUUUCACUUCAUCAGUUUGUACUACAAUUUUCUCAAUACCCCUGUAGUGUGUGUGGGUAUUGAAAAAUAAGUUUUUAACAUCAUUAAAAUAUUAAAAUGCACUGACUAAAUACUUUUUUGGUGAUGGCUAUUUUGCAUAGAAUAACAGCAUUCUCAGGAGUAUUAUUUUUGUGAUAAUGUGAUUAGAGUAAUGCCAUUUUUCAGUAUUAGAUUCUGAAGUAUUAAACACAGUGACUAGUCUUUCUGCUGUCUCUUAUUUUUAAUAUUUUUUGUUAUGACAAAUAAGGCAUUUUAUGAAAAUAACUUCUUUAACUUAUUUAAAAUUUGCUGAGUUCAAUACUUAUUUAUGCUUUUAUAGCCUUUUUUGUAGGGCUACACCAAGCAAGGGCACUUUUUUUUGCCUGGAAAACGUUUUUGCAUCUGCAUUAAAUUUUGAAACAUCUCUCUUAGGUCCAGAACAAAUACUUUGUUUGUACUAAGUAGUGUCAGUUUUAGCUUAUUUUAUUUUUAAGUACAUUGAAUUGUGAAAUUAUGUAGAUACAAAUGGGACAAAAUAAAUAUAUAAUAUGCUUAAAACCUUGUAACUUGGUACCUAUGUGAAUAUUCUGUUUUUAUACAAAUGUAAUUUUAUUUGCACUUGUAAAUAUAUUGUAAUCACACCUUUCAGAAUUUUCAGUUAAUAUGAUAUUCUUUAUUCUGAUAAGUGCACAUGUGUAUAUUCUUACUCCCUUUUAUUUCUCUUUUAGUUCUUACUUCCUCACAUACUACUUACUAGUAUAAAAUUAUGUAAACUUGCAGCAAAAAGUGAUUUUUCAACAGCAAAAUCUGUAUUUUAGGUCCAUGACACCAAAAAAAGUAUAAUUCUUUUACAUAGUAAUUUACUCCAUCUAAAAUAUUGUGUUGUCAGUCUGCAUUUUGUGUGCCCUAAAAACAAAUAAAUUGGGUUACUG